UCAAUCAACUUUCGGGCUGUAUUCCGGCUCCUUGACGAGUAUGCUGCCAAAUGGCAUCACUGUCGUGCUUGGUGAUCGUACCCAGUGUCGAUAUUACACGGAAGGUUACGCUAACAGAGCCGCGUCUCACCGCGUUGAAAGACGCCAUACAGUCAUGCAGUUUGCUGUCACCGGUUGUCGACGUCAAAAAAGACAAGUUUCAGGUAAUUCCUUUCUUCUACCAACGAUUUAUUGCAUGCAUAGGUGCACGAUUAAAUUGCUGUCGCCCUUUGUUGUGGACACGCAGAGGUGGUAUUUCGUUGCUAGCGUUGCCCUGUCCAUAACUGCUGCAAAUAAAACAACUUCAGGUUGUCGAAGAGAAAUCAGUUUGUCCGAGAAAAUGUUUCAAAAUGCUUCAAAUUGUGUUUGUCGUAUUGUCCACGCAACAGGUUUUCGAUGAAGUCUUUCAAAGAAGGGUUGAUCUUGCGAACGACGACGUCAUUGCCGACAAAACAGAAGUGUUCGUGUUGACAGCCGAACGUCCAGUGCCGUCACAGACAGAAGGCAGUCUUUGUGCAUCCAGUGUUGCACAGAGCUGUACAGACAACCACGCAAACAGUCGUGAUGGGCGAGACUUUGAUAUGCCAGAUUUCAGCAGCAUACAGGAGCAAAUUGAAGAUGGAAAGCUUACGGGCAGCCUCCACAGAAAAAUCGUCGAACGACUGUACCAGUCCAUGAUCAGAUGCACGCUCUACCCCUCUGCAAAGUUCUAUGCUAAAGUGGCCAGCUCUCUUGUGGAAAAGUACCAGCAUUUAACAGACCUGAAAGGCAGCGGCUACGAUUCCUGGAUAAUAAGUCUCCGCAAUAAGUUCAAAAAUGAACGACGCAAGAUCUCAGACAACGAGAGUGUGACUGAAUCAAGGUCAAAAUUUGGUACCAAGCGCAAGAUAGAAAAGGCCAGCGAAUCAAGAUUGGAGCGCAACAAAACUCCAAGGCUUCCUGAUGGUGGGCCAUCGUCCCAAACAACAAAUGCUGAGGAAGAUGAGGCAUGGCUUCGAAAUGAAUACAGGAAGCAGAAACCGGACUUUGCUGAAAUAAGAGAGAGACAGAAAUCAACAUUCAGAGAAAGAUCAAAGAGAAUGAAAUCAACGGUCAUCUCUGUUUGUCAAAAGGAAUUCCCAUAUGUGAUGGAUUUUAAGGCCUUCAUGUUGGAGUUCGAGUUGCUAACCGACAAGGAUGCAGUCCAAGGGGUACAAGCAGCAAUGUACACAGUGAUAGAGCUAGCGGGAAAAAAGGAAAUGUACAGCAAACAAGAAAUUCAGGCAGGCAUUGCUGAUUUGCCAAAGCUCACCGUUUGUGCAAGACGAAAGAGACACAUGAGUGCUGUACUUGCCCUAAGGACCCUGUGUGAAGUUUUCAAAGAAAAGGAGGCAAUGGACAGCAUCUUCGUUCAUCAGUCGCGUGAGUCCCGCCCAGGCACUCCUCACAUCAGCUACAGUGGAACCUCCCUGGAAGAUGCUGAGAUACUGAAGCUUGUGGUGGACAGCACACCCCUGUUCCACGUUGUAGAAGCAAUGGACGGACUGGCAGCAGUGCUUGCUGCUUAUUGGGUGUUUGAUGCAGUCUACUGCGCAGAACACAUUCGGGUCAUGACUUUUUUUGAGCGCAUGGUAGGCUUGCAGGUAACGCCACUGCAACCCCCUGUCUCGUCAUUUAUUAAGAAGCACAAGAGAUCGCUGCCAUAGCCUUGUUUACGCAUGUUAGCGAUGAGCCAGCUUACACACAUUGCUGGUGUUCCCCAGCAGAUGGUUGCCACUGUAACACCUUGACUAAGCAAACAGUGCUUCUUAUUGUGGUUGUGUAACAAAGCUGCUGGGAGCUUUCUUAUGCAAGGUACUCAGGCCAGUUAGCUUGCACAUCUUGCUUUAUGUUGGCUGCACUUGUUCCUGUACAUGUUUCCUGUUAUUUGCAUAUUCAUUUUUAUCUGGUGGAAACUUAUAAGUCUUGACAUCGACUGAUACCACAUCCUCAGUAAUUAUUCAACUUGUGUGAACCACUGCGCUACCCAUAUGCAGAGCAUAUAUGUCUCUUUAGGCCACAAAAAUUUUAGGUAAGUGUAGCGGUCUUCUUUGACCGUGGACACCAGUUGAAAGCUCACUCCAUAGCAGGUGCGGAUUCCCCAUGGGGGCAGUCCAGGUGCUCGACCCUGUGCCAUCUAGGCAGAGUUUCCAGCUGGCAUUGACGGUCACAGAGUGCCGCUGCACUGCCAUGUCGUCUACAGUGCAUUCAGUUGAGAUCUUAUUGUUGGGUCCACAUGUUUUAUUAGCUUUUGGUAACUCUUAGUAUCUUUUAUUGCAACAUUGAAUCUAGCUGAAAUUUUCAUCGGUUAAAAUGGACACAUAUGCUCUACAUAUGAGCAUAGUGCAGUGGUUCACACAAGUUAAGCAAUUCCUGAGCAUGCGACACCAAUUGGUGUCAAGAUUUACCAGUCACCAUCCUGUGCAACCCGUACCUCUGACAGGGCAGGCCACAAACGCGUGUGACAUUUAGUAUAAAUAUGUGACUUGUUCUUCAGUCUAAAAAGUUCAAUUUUUCGCUUUCCCUUUUUGCUAUCAUUUAGACACCACUGUGUGCCAGGUGGAUGUUAUUCUAGUCAUAAGCAUAGUCAUCCUUGUCUGUGCCCACAUUAGAUUGUCAUGUAACAGUAAGUGCACAGCAAUAAAUGGAGAAAGGGGCCUCCCCAUUUUGAAGUAUAUCUGGCCUUGCUGCU
Molecule: messenger RNA, 2749 nt
Organism: Ornithodoros turicata
Lineage: Eukaryota; Metazoa; Arthropoda; Arachnida; Ixodida; Argasidae
Product: sterile alpha motif domain-containing protein 3-like
Exons: 9
Coding region: 390-1724 (444 amino acids)
Source: RefSeq, a predicted model, not a curated record